Molecule: messenger RNA, 1933 nt
Organism: Planococcus citri (citrus mealybug)
Lineage: Eukaryota; Metazoa; Arthropoda; Insecta; Hemiptera; Pseudococcidae
Product: cytochrome P450 4g1-like
Exons: 12
Coding region: 313-1827 (504 amino acids)
Molecular function (GO): monooxygenase activity; oxidoreductase activity, acting on paired donors, with incorporation or reduction of molecular oxygen; iron ion binding
Source: RefSeq, a predicted model, not a curated record
UUUGCUCGACGUACUCGAACUCCUGCAGCAAAAAAAUUAUUGGCAACAUAAAAAUAAAAGAAUACCUACCGAACACAUGACCUAAAUACUCGCAAAUUGACCAAUGGGCACAUUCGACAAAAAGCGAGGCUACAGAUCGCGAAUAUUACUCAUUUUUUGGAAUCCUUUCGAGUAAACUCGGCGUACUUUCUUGAGAUAGUUUCUUCUUUCGAAUUAAUCGCCGGUUUUCGUUCAAUAAUUAAGUUUUGUUUUUUAUUCGAUUCGCGUGGUUUUGUUUUUGUGCGUGAACUAAUUCCACUUAGCCGUUUCGAUAUGAAUUUCAUACAGAUAUCAGCUUGCAUCUCGGUGAUUAUUAUUUUGUUAAGCUACAUUCGUAAACUCAAAAACAGAAGGUUCUACAAAUUACUCGAACAGUUCCCUUCACAUCCCUCGUAUCCAUUGAUCGGAAAUGCGCACAUGUUGUUUGGAUCUGUGGACGAUAUACUUCCAAAAUUUGAAAAAAUUAUGAAGCUCAACGAUCGCGUAGUACACUGGUUCGGCCUUAUACCGUGUUUAUUUUUGAAAAAACAUGAAGAUAUCGCUAUGACAUUCAACCUAAGUUCGGAUCGUGACUUACUUGGAACACCAGAUGAUUGGCUCGGUGUAGGAAUAUUAACUGCCAAAUAUGAAGAAUGGAAGCUAUCCAGAAAAAUGUUUUCACCAGCUUUCAGCUCGAGUAUGCUUUUGAAAUAUGCGGAAGUCUUCGAGAAACAUUCUCUAGAACUUGUUAAAAAUUUGAAAGCGGCAGCAAACAGUGGUGAAGAAAUUAAUGUUUGGAACUGCUGCACAAAAUUCACUGUGGAAACAAUUAUGGGAACUCUAUUUGAUGAUUCAAUUGAAAGGGGUGGAAAAAUGAGAGAGGAUUUUUGCAUUGCAGUGCAUGAUUCCAUCCCGUGCGUAAUAACACGUUUCCAGUAUCCUUGGCUAAUUUCACAUCAUUUAAAUAGGAUCUAUUUGCACAUAACACGCAAAAUUAAUCUCAUUCACAACAUACAGACUUAUCCAACAACGGUAUUGAAAAGAACCAUCAAGGAUUUCCAGAAUCUACGACGUCAAAGUAUUACACCUGAUGAUGUCGAUAGUGUCGGCACAUCCAAAACAAUGAUCGACUUUCUGGUACGGUAUAAGUUUAAAAAUCCCAGCAGCUUCACGGAAUCACGUAUAAGAGAUGAAUUAUUGCACAUUAUGGCAGCGGCAACCGAAACGUCAUCAUUGAGCUUAAGCUUUGCACUGUUGAUGUUGGCACUCCAUCAAGAUGUUCAGAAAAAAGCAUACGACGAGGUUUCCAAAUUCGAAACUGAUGAUGGCACAUUCACUCCGAACGAUGUCAUAAAUAAUAUGCCAUAUUUGGAACAAUGCGUCAAAGAAACAUUACGACUGUAUAAUCCAGUAGCAUUAAUGACCAGACGUAUCCAUAAGGAUAUUAAGUUGAACGAUAAUGCGAUAAUUCCUGCAAAUACACUAGUGUUGGGUUUGACACAAUUUGCAAAUUGGGAUCCUGAUUUGUACAAAAAUCCGGAGAAAUUCGAUCCCGAGAACUACAGCAUGGAAGCGGAAGAAGCACGACCUAAAACAAGUCGACUGAGCUUCGGACAUGGACCAAGAUCCUGCAUAGGUGCCAAGUACGCGAUGUUAUCCAUCAAAAUGGUAAUUGCUCUCAUUUUACGUAAAUAUCAUUUAUCAACCAGUGUCAAGGAGUUCACAAAAGAACAUAUAAAAAUGGAUCUCAGCAUCAGAAGUAAAAUCGGCUAUCCUAUCAAAUUUACGAGCAGGAAAGAAGUUCAUUAAUCAUGGAAAAGAAUUGAUCGAUAAUUUCUGUAAUACAGCUUAUUGGUAUUUGUAAAUCUUCCAUUUAUAAGUAUAUUUUGUUGAUAUAAGUAUAAUUUCACAUUAA